AUUAAUCUUUCGUGAUUAAACCCACGUCACUAGCUGCCCCGAAUAUUAACUCUUUCUACAACACGCACUCGUCUGUUGAGUCCCAAAGGUGAAAGACUUAGCAGCAAGGGAACCGUGUAAGCGAGCAUACCCUGUGAGAGUUGGCUUUCUGCUAGCAAAGCUCUCUUCAAAUCAUCUCCAAACAGGCUGUGACUGUCUCCUCUAGUAAAGUCACAACAUGUCAGUUCUGCCAAGGGUACUAGCGCUCCUCAUAGUGGGGUGCGCAGUGAGCCCUGUUAUUAGCAAGCUGAAGAUCAGACUCGUUAACGGCAAGGAACCGUACAUGGGGAAGAUCGAGGUUUGGCAUGACGAUCGCUGGGGAGAGGUCUGUGAUCACGGAUGGGACUAUAAAGGUGCUCGUGUCGUCUGCAGAAUGCUCGGGUAUCCGGAUGCCAUUCGCUUCACGUUUGGUGAUUGGUUCGGUCGUGGCACAGGCUAUUUUUGGCUCGAUGACCUCAAGUGUAAUGGAACAGAGGACAGUCUUGAUGAAUGUCCGCGCAAGCCCUGGGGCGAGACGAAUUGCCAAGCCAAAAAUAUGGCAGGAGUUGUUUGCAAGCAGCACGAAAAAGAUUUGAUCAUUAAACCAAAGACACGCGGUCUCUCAGAGCUUCCUGUACGAUUAGUGGGACCUAUUGAAAACGACCAGAUCAGAGAAGGUAUUUUGCAAAUCAAGGUGAAUGGGGAAUGGGGAUACGUAUGUCCAAAGUUUUGGAUACACAUGAAUUCGCGGGUGGCCUGUGGUAUGCUUGGGUUCAAGGACUACAUCAAGACGCCUAUGAGAGUACUUUCAGCAAGGGCAAAAGGAAAACCACCAUUGGGCGCAAAAGCAAGGGCAAGAGCAAGACCAUUAUCGGCCACAGAGGAAGUUCAACAAGAUGACAGUCCCAAGGCAGAGAGUUACCUUAUGAGCGAGGUCUCGUGCGGUGGUCAUGAAGCCUCGUUAGUGGAGUGUAAGCACGUGGGAUUUGGGCCAAUCAAAUGCGACGAGGGAUUUCCGGUCAUUAUCAAGUGCAUGCGAUCAGAUCCUGUCAGACAGCCUGAGACUGUGCGCUUGCGCAGUGGGGUUCAGCUGUGGGAAGGUCGUGUUGAAGUGACAAGCGAUCGAUACAGAAAUUACUGGGGCUCCGUGUGUGACGAUAGGUUCACACAUAAGGAAGCAAAUGUGGUGUGCAGAGCACUCGGGUGGGGGACGGCGAAAUACGUGUACCGGAACGCCUGGUUCGGACAGGCAACGGGGAAGAUCUUCAUGGACGAUGUUUCGUGCCGAGGUUGGGAGAAAAACCUGCAUAGCUGCAAAUAUCGCAACAGCCGCCGGGGGAACUGCGACCACUACGAGGACGUGGGCGUUAGAUGCAAUGCACCAACGCUAUAUAACCACAAGAUUCGCCUAACUGGUGGAGAAACCGACAUGGAUGGCCGAGUAGAGUUCUUUAUGGAUGGUCAGUGGGGCACGGUGUGCGGGGACUCAUGGGGGCUGAAAGAAGCCAUUGUUGUUUGUCGGCAUCUCGAGCUCGGGUUCGCUAAAGAGUUUCUGACGUUGGAAUCUGAAUCUGAGGGUAAUGUGAGCAUGGUCGAUACGAGAUGUACAGGAAAGGAGCGGUCGUUGCUUCAAUGCCGCCAAAGGAUCUCUCAGUCGAGGUGUCCUACUAACAUGCGGGCAGGUGUCAGAUGUGUGAAAAAGUUGCCUGAUUUGGUGGUAAACAUAGAGGAACUUGGAAACGACCGUAACUACCGCAUCGAUCAGAUACCGCUGGCGUAUCUUUCAUGCGCCUUUGAAGAAAACUGUCUUUCUGCUUCGGCCAAUAGGGACUGGCCUCAAAGGCAUUUCAACAUGUUCAACAGGCGCUUGAUAAGGUUUUCAAACCGGAUCGAGAACCGUGGACUUGAUCACUUUAAACCCAAGUCGGACAAAUCCCAAUGGACGUGGCAUUCUUGUCACAAGCAUUAUCACUCCAUGGAAGUUUUCAGUACAUAUGAUCUAAUAGACGACCGCGGACAAAAGGUCGCAGAAGGCCACAAGGCCAGCUUCUGCCUAGAAGACACAGGGUGUGACGCGGGGAUACAUCGGCAUUGGAACUGUACAGAUGGGGGCGACCAGGGAGUCAAACCAAACUGUUAUGACGAGUACAAAUGGACUAUCGACUGUCAGUGGAUAGAUGUUACCGAUCGUCCACAUGGAAACUACAGGCUGCAAAUCAAAGUCAACCCAAAUCAGAUGGUCGCGGAGACUGAUUAUGACAACAACAUUGCUAUGUGUGACGCGUAUGACUACGGGAGCUUCUUGCUUAUGCAAAACUGUUAUUUGGAUCAUUGCUACAGUGGUGUUCGGACGACAAGCGGGAACUCCUACGGAGCGUGCUGCUACUUCCCCUUUAAAUAUCGCGGCAAAUUGUACGACUCGUGUACUAAGUUCGGCUACAACCAGGCCUGGUGCUCAACCACGGGCAACUUCGACAGGGAACGGAAGUGGGGAGUUUGUGUGGAUCUCUAGAAUUACCACCACAGAGAAAUAUCGAGGUAGUAAUUUGUAUGUAUCCAUAUUGGAUAUUUCCAAUAUAUAAGAAUAGUUGUUCGAUCCAUGGAUAAGUAAAGCCAAUAAACGAA
This is a messenger RNA of Nematostella vectensis (starlet sea anemone), 2643 nucleotides long. Its product is annotated as lysyl oxidase homolog 2A. Gene Ontology annotation, biological process: peptidyl-lysine oxidation. NCBI's taxonomy places the organism in Eukaryota, Metazoa, Cnidaria, Anthozoa, Actiniaria, Edwardsiidae. The record is from RefSeq and is a predicted model, not a curated record. Bases 218 to 2530 code for a protein of 770 amino acids. Gene Ontology annotation, molecular function: protein-lysine 6-oxidase activity; copper ion binding. Gene Ontology annotation, cellular component: membrane. The transcript has 14 exons.